Messenger RNA from Stylophora pistillata, 4939 nucleotides. RefSeq lists its product as uncharacterized. Gene Ontology annotation, biological process: regulation of mitotic nuclear division; regulation of chromosome segregation. The record is from RefSeq and is a predicted model, not a curated record. NCBI's taxonomy places the organism in Eukaryota, Metazoa, Cnidaria, Anthozoa, Scleractinia, Pocilloporidae. Gene Ontology annotation, molecular function: protein binding. Gene Ontology annotation, cellular component: nucleus; chromosome.
AAUGAGAUCGCAAAUGGCGUCAGUCUCCGACAAACAAAAAAGAAGAUGAAAACACCUUUAAGAAAAGAAAUUGAAGAGGGUGUUCAAUUAAACGGGACAAAGAAGAGCAUGGCCACACCAUUAAAGAAAGAUAUUGAAAAUGGGACCACCCUUCGACAAAUCAAAAAGAAAAUGGCAACACCGUUGAAAAAAGAGAUAAAAGAGGGAAUCAAAUUGCAACAGACAAAGAAGAAGAUCGCGACACCCUUAAAGAAGGAAAUUGAAAAUGGGACAAGCCUUCGAGAAACCAAAAAGAAGAUGGCGACACCCCUAAAGAAAGAAAUCGAAAAUGGGACAAGCCUUCGAGAAACCAAAAAGAAGAUGGCCACACCCCUAAAGAAAGAAAUCGAAAAUGGGACAAGCCUUCGAGAAACCAAAAAGAAGAUGGCCACACCCUUAAAGAAGGAAAUUGAAAAUGGGACCAGCCUUCGACAAACUAAAAAGAAGAUGGCAACUCCUCUCAGGACAGAUAUCUUGGAAGGCGUGAAAUUGAGAGAGACAAAAAAGAAGCUACAAACACCGGUCAGAAAAGCAAUAGAAGAUGGCGUCACCUUGAAGAAAACCAAGAAUAAGCUUUCAACACCGUUGCAAAAAGCCAUUCAAGCCAAACCAGAACUCCGACAGACCAAGAAAACUAUGAACGCGCUGCUUCAGGACGAUAUCAAACAAGGUGUUGAACUCAGGAAAACAAAGGAGAGUAUGCCACUUGAAGUUCAGAUUGAGAUCAUCAAAGGAAGGAAACUGAAGCCAACCAAGAAGAGCUUGCCUACUCCUCUUAAGAAAGAUAUUGGUAAAGGAAUAACUUUAAGAAAAACGAAGAAAAGCUUAACGACGCCACUGAAGGAGCAGAUCAAAAAGGGUUUGCCUUUGCAAAAGACUAAGAAGAGCCUGCCCACUCCAGUGAGAAAACAGCUUGAAGGAAAAAUCACACUGAAGUCCACAGUAAAGUCUGCGAAGAGAAAGAGAAGUGAAGGUGGAGUAAACGACCACGAUGCAAAGAGAAUGAAAACCUCACCUUCAGAAGAAGUGACUGAAGAAAGUGAAGAGGUCCAAGAAGCCCCGGGCAGAAGAGCCCUCAAGACUCCGCUCAGGAAAGCCAUAAUUGCAGGGAGAAAACUGCGACCCACCCGUAACCGUAUGGCCACUCCACUUCGUAAUGGGAUCCACUCCAAACCGGCACUCAGAGCUGUUCGUCGAAAAUCGUCAUCUGUUCGAGACGAGAUCAGACCGCGAAAACCCACAUACGCAGAAAUCGUUAAAAGAGCUAAAAUGACUGCUGUGAGGAGGUCGUCCAAGGGAACGUCAUUCAAGUUUGGAAAAACAGCACCAAUGUGUAACAAGGCUGAAGCUGUUCCACCCGCUAAUAUUGCUGAUGCUGUUGCAGCAGAUCACGAGGUCCCCAGCAAACCUGUCAACGAACCUCGGUCAAUCCAGAAGCGGAGAAGUACCCGGCUUCACAGCAAGGACGCUCCUCAAGUGAUGAUCGACAGUGUGCAAAGUUCCCCAGUGACCAACGAGAACGCUGCAAACAGUACAUGGAUGUCGAGCCUCGCACGAGCCACAAAUGGCGUAAAAGCACGUGCCAUACCCGUAGAAGACUUGGAGGGCCUGGCAGAAAUGUUCGCUACCCCACCGAUGGUUGUCUUAAGCAACAAGGAUGUAUCCAAACAAGAAAAAGGAAACCGCUGGUUGUCGAGUCUUGCCAAAGCAACGAAAGCCCCACGCAAACGUGGAAUGCCUGUCGAAGAUUUCGAAGGAGUGCCUGAAAUGUUUGCAACACCACCAUCCAUCUCCGUGGCCGCACCAAACACCGCCACAGAGGACGAGCUCACUUUAAGUCCUGAUGAGCGAGACUUAAACUUGACAGAAUCCUUGAAACCAUCAAAGACGCCAUCUUUGAGAUCUUUUGGAGAAGAUACGGAGUUUGUUCAGAUAGUAACCCCUAUAAACAGCUCUCGCACCCCGUCGUUAAGAUCCAGUAAUUCACAAACUGUCAAGAGUGCUGUAACUCCAGAGGUAUUGCUGGAAAUGAAGGAAGCGAUAAUGACACGGAAGACACCAUCAUUGCGAAGUUCAGCCAACGAUGCUGUUACAGUGCAAGUUGUGACUCCGCUGCAACCCUCUCGUACGCCAUCUCUUCGUUCUGCCAAGCGGCAAACGUCUAUUUUCUCCAGCGAGUCUCCAGACAUUAAAAUGGACGUUGUACAGCCAAAAGUUCCAACCAAAACCCCAUCUAUGCGUUCAUCAGCUCAAGUGAAGACAGUUUCAGCCAAAAAAGUUAAGAAACCCAGUGCCACUGACCGAAAGAGUUUAGGUUUGCAAGGCCUCGCUCGACUGAUGAAGGUGCCAAAAGAUAACAAUGCCGUAGAGAAUGUCGAAGAUUUCUUUGCUCCCGGCGUUUUUGCUUCUCCUAAGCUGCAACCCAAACGUUACUCGCGUAAAAGCGAGGGGUUACAAGGAGUUGCCAGGCUGUUGAGAACACCAGGUGAUAUUGGCGAAGAAGCCAUUGUAGAGAGCCCAAAGUUUGUCGGUAUCAAGCAGAUGAUGAGAACCGAGAAAGCCGUGGUCAGUCCGAACUUUGUUGGGCUUAGGACGCUGAUGCAGACACCUAAAAGUUCUGAAAGAGCUGUGGAACCCGAGGAACACUUCGUAUCAGAUUUAUUUUUGCCUCCUGUUGAGGAUUCCUCCCGAGACACGACUCCAACCGUUGGUCAAGGUGGGUGUGAUAAGGAGCACGAUGUCCGGACUAUCAACUUCAUUUCUUCAGAAUUCCAGGAAAAGACAGCUGAAGCAUCAGAGGACGUUAGCUCCGAAACUGUACCAAAAGUGACUCGAGCCAAGCGUAAGGCAACCGAGAAACUGCCUGAACCAGUGCCUAAAAGAGGGCGCUCUACUCGUGCAGCUGCAAAACAAGGCAGCGAAGGCAAAACAGAAACUCGAUCCAAUCCGAAAGUUGUGCAAAGAAAGAUCACCACAAGAAGUAAAAAGAGUUCAGCAGCAAGCCUACCGAACACGCCGAAACCAAUGGCAUUUAAGCGCACGCAAUUAGAUCCAAUUAUUGAAGUUCUCUCUCCUUUGCCUUCGAUUCAUCAGACGGUCGUGGUCGCUGCCUCCCUUACGUUGCUUGGGCCAGGAGCAGUAGAGAAAGCCCCUACCCGGGGAAGAGCGGAGGAAACAACAGAGUUCAAAGCGCAGCAAAAGGAGCCUUCACGAUCUUCUCGUCGUGGGAUCCGUGCUAAAGCCAGAACAGAUUCCUCCUCAGAAGAGUGCGGUGGAGAUGAAGUCGCAGAAAAGCGUGAAGGUACUAAGAGAAGGCUAAAAGCAAAAGUGGAAGAAAACUGCGGCAGCAGUAGUGAUGUACAGAAAGCUGAGGAAGAGACCCGUAAGAGUGGUAGUAAAGCGAGAGCAACGCGUGGUUCUCAACAUGUUGCGGGGCCAAGGACGACAAGAUGCGGCCGCAACCGAAGAGCUGAAGUUGCAGGGGUUGAAGAUAAAGCUGUGAAUAGUGAAGCUGCCGACGAAACUAUUGACAAUUCCACAACCACGCGCUCUCGACGAAAAGCCAGGACUACCGAAGAAUCUGCCUCAGUUGCGUCUGAGGAGAAGGGUACUGGAAGUGAAAAAGUCCAAGAAAAAGACGCAGAAGCAACAAACGUAAGGAGUACUCGGUCAAGAAAGGCAGUCGGCAAAAAUAAACCUGUUGAUGAAGACAAGCUGCCCCAAAACAGUCGAGCAAAGCGAAGUAACAAAGAGAGCGUCGUUAAAACAGAUGAAGACACAAAAUCGGAAGAGGCUUCCUUGAAACAGAGAUCCACGAGACGUACGCGAGGAAAUCCCGUUGAGAAAAUCGUUUCCAACGGCAGCGUUGCCUCACUUCAGGAGGUUGAAAUUUUUCAAUCAGAGAGUUCCAUGAAUAAAGCUGGGGGUAAGCGGGAGCCUAAAGGAAAAGCACCAGAAGAGCCUAGAACAACACGGUCAACAAGAAGUGCAAACCCGGCCAAAAUUAAAGCAGCAGUUGAACCGCAGCAACCCGUACGUUCAACUCGAGGGAAGAAGAGGCAAUUUCGGGAAGAGGAGGUUGCUGUACCGGCCGCUCCAGAGGCCAAAAGGACCCGCUCAAGUACACGACUGCAAGAUGUUAAGCCACCACAAACCAGGUCGCUGCGCUCUCGAAAGUAGUGGUUGACAAUAGUAUUCCAUGAUACUGUUUAUGUUCCUGGCACCACUUUGCUGAAAAAGACUGAUUAAAUCAGUCCUAAAGUUUUUUUUUUUUUUGCACGCAUGAUUAUAUUCACAUCCAUCCGCAAACAAGUUGCAUGGACAAAGCCGAGAAAAACUUUGAUCGUACAUUAAUCCGUUGUAAAUACUGGAUUGCAAACAUUCUUUCUUAAAAAUUUCAAAGAAAAAGCUAGUUCCAAAUUUAAGUUCUAUCAAUUUCUUUUUUUUUAUACGUUUUACGGUAUUUGACUUUUCAAUUAACAGGGUUUUAACGAGAGGUUCUUGUAAAGAAAUUGCGCUCUUAUCUGCUGCAGUUCUGCUAACGAGAAUUGAAAUAGGAUCUACAGAUCUGUUUUAACGAGCCGUUGCCCUAAUGAUGGAUGCAAUUUUAUCAGAACCAUCAAGUCGCGUUACUUUACGGAAAUCAAAUUUGUUUAAUUUGUCGGUUUGUCAUUUAUCAGGUAUGUAACUAUACGCUUUUAUUUCACAUGUAUAACAUAUUUUAUGAUUUUUGGCUAAAUCUGUUUCAACGCGGAGAUGAAAAAUGCGCUUUUGUAGUGCGAGUUGCCUGCAGAAAUCGGGCAACGACCCAGAACAUAUUCCACUUCAAAUGGAACAAAACGUGUAUGUCAUGCCAUAUAAAUAUCCUCAAGGUAUAUUAAACUUAGUUUGUUCAUAGGCA